AACCCAAUUUUUAGUUAGCCAAAGAAGAAAGGGCAAAGUUAUGGGAGAAUAUGUGCAGAAGUAAACCAGAUCCACUUAAAAGAGACAAGGAAAGACAGUUGCAAAAAAUAGCUACCAGGGGUGUUGUGCAAUUGUUUAAUGCUGUGAGGAAACAACAGAAGAUAGUAGAGGAUGAGAUACAGCAAGUUGGUAUGUCAGAGAGAAAGAAGGACAAGAUUAUGGAAGGAAUGACAAAAGAUAAAUUCCUCACUUUACUAAAGGGAACCAGUAAAACCAAUGUUAAAGCUGAAAAGCCAGAGGAGUCAGUACCUGUUACCAUUAAAAAGGAAGAAAGUGAUGAAGAAGAUGAUGGAGACAAUGUAAAAAGUGGUAAAACUUGGAAUAUACUCAAGGAUGAUUACAUGAUGGGUGCUAAGAUGAAAGACUGGGACAAGGAAGAAAGUGAUGAUGAUGAUGCCAGCGACGAUGAUGAUGAUCCAGACUUAUCAGAUAGUGACUGAGAAAUAAACAAGCUGUGAUAAACAAAAUCUGUAGAAAGCGAGUCGUUCCUGAGAUCUUAAAGAAGAACAUCCAUCCUUAAAAUUGAUAAAAAACGAAAAUAUAGCAUACUUCACCAAUAUUCUGAACUGUAAACUAUUGAAGAUUAGACCUGUUUCAAGAUGCAAAUAAAAACAUAUAUCUUACUGCUUGCUAAAAAAUAUUUACAUGCAGAAAAGCUACAAAGUUGGAUGAAGCAAUACAGGUUUCUGGUAGAUGGGAUACAUUAAGAUUGGAUGGUGCGUGGUGAAGGCUAAGAUAUUUCUUGUUUGUGAUGACACAGGGUACUUGUGAAAAAUUCAUUUUAUGAUGAUAAAUAAAGUGUGUUUAUUAACAGGAGCUUUUAACAAGAUAAUUUGAAGGAAAGAUUAAUGUUGAUAAUGGCAUGAAACGAUAGCUGUCAUUUAGUUUAUACAAACGUGUAGGUAUUUAUUUUAGCUCGAUUAAGGUGGAAGGAUGAAGAUUAUUUGAGCCACUAUGGAGUAAGCUUCCUGGAACUUACCAGUAGUGUUGUCAUGAGGAAACUUGACUCUAGUAGUACUCAAACUCCUGAUCCCUGGGUUAAGAGGCAGACAUCAUACCACUAGGCUGCUCCCCUUUGUUGUCAUUUAAGCAAGUCAAGAUUGCAAUUGUCGGAAAUGCAAGAAUUUGAAGACAGUUGAAUGUUGAGCUUUGAAAGAAACCCUGUUUUGUUUUGACUUUAUUUUCUCUGCAGUACUGGUUUGUUCUUUUAAUGAGAAGUUGAAAUGUUGAAAGUUAAUAUUUGUUAUAAAAUAUAAAUGUGUAUUGUAGUAAUAUGACGCAAUUCAUGGAACACUUCUCAUAGAUAUAUUAAGUGAUGUUGCUUAAUCCAAAACAAAGAAUUGUUAUUUGUUUACCUUUUAAAAUACCAUAACAUUUUGUAAAAAAAAAAAAAUGAUAAAUGAGUAAAAGGGAAUUAACACUUCAAAUACUUUGAAAACUGUAGAAAAUGUACAUUUGCAUUUAAUUGAAGAAAAUCAAUAUUGUAACAAUUUCUCUGUAUUUUUGUGUUAUAUGUCAUUUGAAAAUAUCAUUUUCAUUACUAAGUACAUAGCAUAUUUUGUUAAUUAGUUGAAUUGGGGUCAGAGGUUAGGGUAAAACUUGAAAAAAAUCCCCCUCUCUGUUAAUGUGGGUUACUGAUAAAGUCAGACUUCUCAGGUUAACUUCAUUAAAGCUAAAUCAGAUGAUUACAUUGUGUCUCAGUCACUGAAAAUUUUAUUUUUUUCUUUAUUUUGUAAUAUGGCUUAUAGUAAGUAAUUAAUUAUACAGUUAUAACUAGUGCCAAUUACAAGUUAGCAUUUAAAGAUAAUUCUUUUUGUUACCUCACCUGUCACAAUGUGACAUGGUGAGCUUUUGUGAUCGCUUUUCGUAGGUAAACUUACUGUAAACGACAUCUCCUCAUAAACCUCUAUGCCAAUUUCAUCCAAACUUCAUAGGAAUGUUCUUUUGGUUGUCACCUUUGAAGAUUGUUCAAUGAAUUAAAUUCCAUGCAAAACUCUUGUUGCUAUGGCAACCAAACUAUGGCAACCGAAAGAAAAAAGUUAAAAUGAUCUUUUAAAAAACAGAAAGAGCUAGAGCUUAGAUAUUUUGCAUGAAACAUCUUCUAGUGAGUGUCAAAACUGGCCCCGCCCAAGGUGUCAUUAAAUUUUCAUUAUAUGCAUAUAGUAAAAUAAAUCUUAAAAAAACGGAAUAAACAAGUAUUCUUACUCGGGUGAGCAAUUUAGGGCCAUCAUGGGCCUCUUGUUUAUUUAGUGGAAGUUUUUACAUUUAAUGUUGUUAGAUAAAUGAAAUAUUUAUAAAUUAAAUCUUCCAAAAGA
Messenger RNA from Ruditapes philippinarum (Manila clam), 2375 nucleotides. RefSeq names its product RRP15-like protein. The coding region runs from base 51 to 500 and encodes 149 amino acids. The transcript is spliced from 4 exons. NCBI's taxonomy places the organism in Eukaryota, Metazoa, Mollusca, Bivalvia, Venerida, Veneridae. Gene Ontology annotation, cellular component: preribosome, large subunit precursor. The record is from RefSeq and is a predicted model, not a curated record. Gene Ontology annotation, biological process: maturation of LSU-rRNA; maturation of 5.8S rRNA.